Adelges cooleyi (spruce gall adelgid) is the source of this 4032-nucleotide messenger RNA. Its product is annotated as polycomb group protein Psc-like. Gene Ontology annotation, biological process: negative regulation of transcription by RNA polymerase II. Gene Ontology annotation, molecular function: promoter-specific chromatin binding; metal ion binding. Lineage: Eukaryota; Metazoa; Arthropoda; Insecta; Hemiptera; Adelgidae. The coding region runs from base 423 to 3410 and encodes 995 amino acids. The transcript is spliced from 10 exons. The record is from RefSeq and is a predicted model, not a curated record. Gene Ontology annotation, cellular component: PRC1 complex.
UAUGUCGUACGACAAGGCGGUAAAUCAUUCGCGACUCGUCUUACAAAAAUAAAUAAUUGGUUUUUCACGAUAUUGUGUAGAGGUACACCUUUAUUUUUCUUUAUGUGAAUAUACGGCCGCAAAGGUGUUGUAAAUUAAGGGGCAAAAAAGCGGGCUCUAGGGUACAAUUACUAUACGCGACAUCGGUUUUUAAAAACAUUAAAUACAACUUUUUGAUGUAAAAAUAUCAGUCUCUAUCAUUUGUGACUAGAAAAGUGAGAACGGCUACGAGUUCUUCAAUAAUCUGCAUCAAUUAAAAUUCAAGACAUUUUUUUGUACAAAAAUGGAUGUUCAACAAACGUACAAGCUGGAAAAAAUGAGAAGGAGAAGAAGUAGAAGAAGAAUUACAUUGUAAUAUAACCGCCUACGCCGUCGGAAUCGCCAUGAAGGAGGAACCACAGCGGCGACUGUUGAAAGACCUAAACCCGCAUUUACUGUGUGUCCUGUGCGGGGGCUACUACAUACAACCAUCCACCAUAGUCGAGUGUCUGCAUUCAUUUUGCCGUUCGUGCAUCGUCAACUACUUGAAAACCAACCGGUUCUGUCCGAUAUGCGACGUCCAAGUACACAAAACCAAACCUCUGUUGAGCAUAAGGCGAGAUGAAAUUCUAGAAAAGCUCGUGUACAAAAUCGUACCCGGUUUAUAUUCCAAAGAAAUGGCCCGAAGACGUGAGCCCAAAGACGAACUGUACCUUUCACCGGACGACCACGUCAGUCUCGUAUUGCAGUAUCACAUGGAACAGCACGAAUGUUCCCGGACAGACGCACUAGAUCAACAACAGAACGACCCAGCAGUCAUCGAGGAUUUAAAGGCCGCCCACAGAAAAUACCUCAAUUGUCCAGCCGCCGUCACCGUAGAACACUUAAAGAAGUUCAUAGCUAUCAAAUACAACUUGACCGAUCAGCAUAAGGUUGAAAUCAUCCAUUCGGCCGAAUGUCUGCCCGACGAUUUUUCUCUAAUCGACGUAGCUUACUGUUUCGAAUGGGACCAGAAAUGUCCGAUGGAACUGUUCUUUCAAAUCCUGGAAAAGUCCACCGUGGCCGUUCCUGUAGUAGAAGAAGAAGUGGAAACCAACGAAGACGUUGACGUGGACGACGACAAUGACGACGAUUCGCACAGCGUGGCCUCGUCGUCGUUACCGUUCAUGUCUUCUCAGAGUGUCUCCGAAUGCGAUGAUGCAUCCAGCACGAGUUUGGAUUCGAAACCGCUGAUCGAACGACUGGAAUCUCACCGAAAGUCGUCGUAUACCAAGAGGAAACGCAGAGCCAAAAGCCGCUACGACGAAGGACCCGUGUCCAAAAAGAGUUUGUUCGACAGUCUUUUGUUAAGCGCUAAAAAUAACAAUAACAACGUCAUCGAUUUGGACGAAGAAAAAGACUUCCAAGAGUCCGAUGAAGAUUACUCCAAGUACGAGCAGGACAUCGAGGAAAUCAUCGAGGGAGAGGACGACGACGAAGAUGCCGGUCGUCUAAGAAUAUCGUCGAAUCAUUCGGAGGAGGAGGAGGUGAACGAAACGGCUAGUCAAAUGUUUGUCAUCGAAGACGUGGAAGAAGAGAAAUGCCAAAAGAAAGACAAACACUACAGGCACGAAGGAGGCCGGAACAAGAAGAAGAGCAAGAAAGCCAAGCACCAUCACCAUCACAAGAGGAGAUCGUCGCCGGAAUCGCCUCCGCCAACGGCCACCAUCGUGCACUCUCCCGACCGCGACAUAAUGAAAUUGAAAGUGAAGUUGAACACUUUGCCGGGAUAUCGCCACAAGGAAGACAGACAUCAUAGGCACGUCAAACAUUGCAACGGAAACGCUUCGCCGGCUUACUCUGCGGUGUCAUCGUCUCCAGCCCGUUCUUCGUACAAGGAAGACGAUUUGCACCUGUCAGAACAUUCUAGCGACAGCGUCGUGCUCGUUUUGGAUCCACCGAAGAAAUCGCCUCGCGAAGACAAACCGCCGAAACUCGCCGAGGUCAAACCGAAGGAAACGCGAGAAACCAAAACGGAAAGACCUUCGUCCGAGUCCAGAACCAAACCGUCUUUGCAGGCUACCAAUCAUCGGUCGCCCAAGACCGCCGACGAGCCCCCAAAGACCGCAGUCGUCGACCACAAGGAGACGAUGUUGCAAAUGCGAGCCGUUAGAUCCACACCUCAGGCCGAACCGCAACAUCAUCAACAACGAGUAGCCAAGGAGACGUCACCGAAAAUGCUGAUAAUGCCGCCGUCUUCGAUUACGGUCAGCAUAAUCACUGCCGAGGAAAAGAUAAAAAUGGAAAAAGACAAGUCUUUGAUGUUAUCGGGAAGUCACGAUUUGGGCAGCAAACGGCCUUCGUUGGAGAUCGUUAGGGUCAACGGUCCGCCGUCGUCUCCCACGGCCGGUGCCGAAGUGUCCGUCUCCAAAGCGUCGCCGGCAUCAGCCGUCAACAACCAACAGUCGGAACACCAACAGCACCAAGAGACCGUCGUUAAACCCAAAACCAAGAAACCCGUACCCGCCGUGAUCCCAAUCAAAUCGGCCAAACCUUCCAUAACCAUAACAACUCAAAACCGUAACCCGGCCGGUAGCAACAACAACACGAUAAAACAAGACGACAUGAAGACUAGCGUGACCAUAUCGUUGGAAAACGGCACGUCGCAACAUCAAAGCGACGCUCUGGACCUGUCCGGCAAAUCGACUCGGAAAGACGUCCUGUUGCCGUACCCAAACCGCAACGGUAACAAUAUGUCGCCGGCCCACGUCAACGGACAAUACGAUCAGCCGACAACUAUGCGCAGUCUGAUGACGUUAUCCGAAACGUCGACUCACGUUCGCAGCACGAUGUCUCCCACCGGGCAGGACAAGAAACGUUUCUCCAACUACAGUCAGAACGGAUCGUGUUCGCCUAAACGGUCGGCCAUGUCCAACGGUAGUGCGAACCUGCCGCUGAGGAUACCCGUGCCGCCCAUGCCGUCGUUCAAAGCUCACCAGACCGCCAAUCAAAAGUACUCGAUGGCCGUAGCCAAGUGUCCGGUAUCCCGUGCUAACGACGCCAAACCCAAGCACGGACCUCCCAACCAAGGCGUCCGCCACAUACCAAAUCCUUCGGUACUGCUCUUCCGACAACACCAGCAACACUUGGUGCAAUUCGCGGCCGCUGCCGCCGCAGCAGCUGCCGCCGGCCAACAACGGAAUCCUAUGUCGCCGCCCAGAUCGUCCCCGUCCAGGCUGUCCCCGCACCCGCCUGGCAUGCCGGCAGCCAUACCGUUACACACGAUCCGUAAAAUGGAAAACAUGACGAAGAACAUUGAAAAAGUGGCGGCCGGACUCUCCGUCAAGGCCAACGCGCUGUACAAGCAGAACUUUAUGGAGAACGGACGUGCGCGGGUAGAACUGCCGAGUUAAGGGACAAAAACUACGUAAACACGUCAUGCCGACGAGUUACAGAAAAUCAUUUUUAUUUUAAGGAAAAAACUACUAUUUACUAUUUAAGGUCUGUUGUACAAAAAUCGUUUAUCUCCAGCACGGUCGGCGCGCGCCGACUAUGUGUGCCGGGCAAGUUGCAAUAAUUCAAUAAACACAUUAUUUAAGAUGUAUAAACUAUUUUUAGACUAUUAAUUUUGUCAAUUGUUAUUGACAAAUUACUUAUCUUGUAUAAUAUCCUCAAUUAUUAUUAUAAUAAUAAUAUUAUGGUACAAACGUUAUUUAUUUGCCCUUGUAGAUUAUCUUUAAUACUUUCUUUUUGUUUUCGAACUAGUGGACUUUAGAACAUUGACUGCAGAUUAGAUAUUACAUUAUUACUAUUAUUAUUAUUCACCGGUAACCGGUUCACUGACGCCCGCGGGUUAGCCUAAUUUUAAUUGUAAAUAUUAUAUUAUAUGAAAAAAUUAUUGUUCGCAUAAUUUAUUAUGAAAAUAUUUUAUAGACCGUAGAAAUCGUGUCCUCGAUAGUUUUAAUAAAUAUUGAUAUUAUAACUAUUAUCAUUAUUAUUAUUUAUUUAAAUAAUUGUCUUUGUAAUUUUUUUUUU